Molecule: messenger RNA, 2031 nt
Organism: Rhincodon typus (whale shark)
Lineage: Eukaryota; Metazoa; Chordata; Chondrichthyes; Orectolobiformes; Rhincodontidae
Gene: letm2
Product: leucine zipper-EF-hand containing transmembrane protein 2
Exons: 11
Coding region: 1-1581 (526 amino acids)
Biological process (GO): intracellular monoatomic cation homeostasis
Cellular component (GO): mitochondrial inner membrane
Molecular function (GO): ribosome binding
Source: RefSeq, a predicted model, not a curated record
AUGGCUUCAGUUUUCCAGAUGUUUGAAAUAGAAGACAGAAAGUUAUCCCAACAUCUAUUGUUUACUCUACUGAACCAAAAUCUGAGUCAUCCUUUGUGGGAAGACAGAAUUAAACUUAGCACAAGUCUUGCAUUCCAUCUUGAACCAAACUACUGCACCAUAAUACAUGCAAAGGGAUUACAUGCUCUACUUGCUGAGGAAAUGGCUUAUUUCAGCCCAAGUUUACUUACAUCCAUUGCCAAAUCAAGAGGAACAUGCUGUUUCACACAUAGCAAUUUAUGGACUUCAGUUGUGGUUCUCCAGGUCCGUGAUUUUCAUUCAUACAGACUAUAUCCCAGAGAUAGAGGACUUGGGAGGAUCUGCCCUCUUCUCUCCUGCAGUUUACCACACUUACACUCUCCUUUCAUACCUGUGUGCAAAUACCACAUGUCAGUUCGGUGUUCUCAAGUGAAUAAAGAAUCUUCCGAUAAAAAAGAACAAAAGCCAGAGCCUGAGACAGAAGAUUCACUUUCCCGGACAACUCAGACAGUUGUUGUGAAGCAAACCUGGAAGCAGAAAAUUCUAAGUGAACUGAAACACUACUACAACGGAUUCCGAUUACUUUGGAUUGACACAAAGGUGGCACUGAGGAUCCUGUCAAGAUUAUUUGUUGGACACCGGCUUACCCGUAGAGAGAGGCGAAGGCUUAUACGAACAUGUGUUGACCUCUUUCGCUUAGUUCCAUUCAUGAUCUUUCUGAUUGUGCCAUUUAUGGAAUUUCUGCUGCCCGUUGUUCUGAAAUUGUUUCCUGGGAUGCUGCCAUCUACAUUUGAGACAAAAAUGUCAAAGGAAGAAAAUCAGAGAAAUACCUUGGCAGCAAAACUUGAGGUUGCAAAAUUUCUCCAGGAAACUAUUGCAGAAAUGGCUAAAAGAAAUAAAGCAAAGGGCGCAGAGGCAACCAAACAGUUUUCUUCCUACGUACAGAAGGUGCGUCGCUCAGGAGAAAGUCCAAGCACAAAGGACAUAGUGCGUUUCUCCAAGCACUUUGAAGAUGAAUUGACACUGGAGCACCUGACCCGUCCUCAGCUGGUGGCACUGUGCAGGCUUUUGGAACUCCAGCCUUUUGGUACAAACAACCUGCUUCGCUUCCAGCUUCAGAUGGAACUAAGAUCCAUAAAAGCGGAUGAUGAAAUGAUUGCUGAAGAAGGAUGUGAAUUUUUGACUGUACCAGAACUACAGGCAGCAUGCAGAGCAAGGGGAAUGAGAUCAUUAGGAUUAACAGAGAAACAGCUCCAAGAUCAGCUCACACAGUGGCUUCAGUUGCAUCUGAAGGAAAAUGUGCCUCCAUCAUUGCUGCUGUUGUCUCGUGCCAUGUACCUGACUGAUAUCAAACCAAAAACUGUUAUUCAGAAAGUGCCAAAAGUUGAGCUGGGUAUUACUGGCACCCUGAAGAAAGAACCAGAGAAACAAACCACCACUGAACCAUCAACCUUGCCAUCAUCGGAUGCAUUGUCUGACUUGACACCAACACUGAAAAGCAUGAAGUCUGCAGAUGGACAAGUGUCCCAAAAAACUAAGGCCUCUGCAAACGGUUCAGGAUAAACAAAGUCAGAAGAACUGGAGAAAUGGACAACCUCCUCAUACCAGAGUACCUCUCAUCUCAGUUGAUUAGAACAACUCCACCAAAGGGACACUGUUGAGGACUGAUUAUACCAUUGUGGUUAUCAAUACUUCUAUCAUGUACUUAGGGUUCAAUCACUUUGCGGAUGGCCUGGUAACGUGCACUCAAAUGCUGCAACCAAAGAGCACUCAUUUAAAUGAGGAAAGGUAAUGUGGUCAAGACAAUACUCUAGAUGUAGACGACUGGUUUGUUUUACUUGAUGCAGGACAAUGACACUUGACUGCAAACAGGGAAAACUACUUCUUCAUUGCACAACCACACCAUGUACAAAACAGUGUUAUUAUUCUGAAAUAUGUAUGGCAGCAGUACAGGGAAAAACACAAAACUACACAGCCUGUACAAUUUCUAGUUGAUUUUCUCCUGUGACCUAU